AUGACACAACUUGCAAAUGACCAAAGCACAGUUAGGGGCUUGCCCAACGAACCCAAAAGCAACACAGAUAUCGCUACUCAAACUCAACCGACGACCAACUAUUUGAGUCAUAUUCAUGAUGACCCAAAAGAAGAUGCUCCUCCAGAUGAGCUACAUCAACAGCAAGAGUGUUCAACAGAAUCUGAUAAUGAAAAGAUCUAUUCUGUACAGGAGACACCGAGCAUAAGCCUGGAAACAGCUGUAGGCCCAUCUCAUCCAAUAUAUGCCCUUUCAUCCUUUUGGGACGAAAUGGAAAAGUUAACAAUAAAUGACAUUUUACAUCUUAGAGUAGCUAAUAAAUCUCCACUGCGCAGAACUGUUAAUCCUGAAGAGAGUAGCUUGGUAGAUGACACUGCUGACUCUGAUUAUUUCACACAUUUGGAUGACUCUAAACCAGACCGCUCAAGCUGUGAAUUCUCACCUCUCUCAGAUUUUGAUGAUGAGUUCCUACAAAUAAUAAACACAAGUGCAAACCCUAGCCCUGAGCCUCAAAGUGUCAAAGAGCAGACAAACAGUAUUUUAGAGUCCAACUACAUAUCAGAACUCUUACCAGAACAAGAGCUACCCGGAGUGAACAAUGAAAGUGAAUCAGGGGACAUCAUAAUGCUGUGUCCUCAGGAUGGAAUGCCACUUUACCUGUAUCCAGCUACAGAGGCACAAGGCUUAUAUCUCACAUCUAAGGCAGCAAGUAAUGAAAAUCCCUUCGAACUUGAAGGCAUCAGGAAUACACCGUCCCCGGUUUUAUCAGUUGGCAGUACUCUAGAUGAUCAGUGCCUGUUUAGUUUCUCUGAGCUUUUUGCCAAAGACAUUGACGAACAAGGACUUCAGACAAGGACCCCAGACAGAUGCAGCUCUGUUGUCUCAUUUUAUUCCUCAAAGAAGUUGUCGGUGCCUGAGACGUAUGAUGACUUCUUCUCUGACUUUGUGGUCGGGAAUCUUCUCUUUCCUUCUGUGCAAGAUCAGACAGUUACGGUUCCCAUCUUCUCUUCCUCACGCUCAGUGGUGAGAGAUCUGGUAUUCCCUGAGGUGGAGGAGCUGAUUGAGGUGGAUAUUGAAGAUGAUAAUUCCCCAAUACGGGUCAUGACUCGCUUUAGCAAUCAGCCAAAAAGGUCUAAAAGUCCCUCGGGAACAACCAACUUUUACUUUUUCAGAGACCAGAGAAGAAACUGGAGUAGCUUUCUCUCCCUGAGAAGAAUCAGAUUUACAGAGAUAGGUAGUACAUGGUGCCAAAAAGUCAGCUCAUGGAUUUUCCAAAUAGAAGCAACAAAGGUAACAUCAUACGUCUCAAGAGCCCAGCCAAUGCCACAUCUGUUCAACAUGGGGAACAAGGCCCUGGAACCGUUUGUAGUACAGCAGGACCCACGUUCAAUAUACUGCAUCAAUCUCGAAAAGAGAGUGUCUCCACUUCUCCAUAAAGCAGUCAGAUAUGUGCCUUGUGUGUAUUGCCUUUGCUUCCUGGUUCCUUAAAUCAUACAAUCCACAAUCUACAGACAUGUGGAAAGCAGCUCUGCUAGCAAAUGUGAGUGCAAUAUCUGCCAUCCAGUACUUGCGAAAAUAUGUGAAAAAGGAUGCAACUGAGGAUGAUUCAUGAUGUCUACUCUUACAGCUUUCCAAGAAUUUCUCAGAAGGGGGCCAAUGUACAAUUAAGGGUUAAUUUUGCACAAAUUCAUUGUAACGAACAAGUAGAUAUACAUUAUUCACAUAGUAUUACAACAUAAUCCCAACAUAAUUACAUAAUUAUACAGUCCAGUUACGUUUUGUUUAAUAUACACUAUCAUUCAGAAGUUUGGAAUCACCUGUCAUAUUAAUAAUUGCUGUUGUUUUAUUCAAAUUUCACUUACAGAGUUCAGAUCGAAAUACAAAAGGCUGGACACCAAAGGAUAUAUUUAAGAUGUUUAUUUAAUAAUUAUUUGAUUAUUUAAUACUUUAUUUAUUUUCUUUAAAAUGUAAGAUUUUUGGGAACACCAGGAAGUUAUAAUAUGAUAAUUAAUAUACUGUAAUUAUCCAUCUGUAGUCAUUCUCUGAUAACCUAUCUGCCUUGAGAUUUGAUCAUUACUCUUCAGAUAUGAGGCAUUCUGCAUAUUAAUUUUAUUAUAACUCAAUGUUCUGCAGGUUUGUCUAUCAUUAUGGAAAAUACUUACAACUCUGUUUAUCAUUCUGGAUAUUUCUAGAGUUUCCCCAUUUUUACAGCUUCAUACAAAUAAGCUGAAACACACAAACCCAUGAAUAUAUAGUUUUAUGUUAUUUUUAAUAUUAUUAUUAUUAUUAGUAGUAGUAGUAGUAGUAGUAGUAGUAGUGGUGGUGGUGGUAGUUGUAGUAGUAGGAGUAGUAUAUGAUUCCAAACUUUUGAACAGAAGUGUAGUUUGAG
This is a messenger RNA of Colossoma macropomum (tambaqui), 2407 nucleotides long. RefSeq lists its product as uncharacterized. Gene Ontology annotation, biological process: regulation of DNA-templated transcription; response to muscle activity. Lineage: Eukaryota; Metazoa; Chordata; Actinopteri; Characiformes; Serrasalmidae. Gene Ontology annotation, cellular component: nucleus; cytoplasm. The record is from RefSeq and is a predicted model, not a curated record. The coding region runs from base 1 to 1506 and encodes 501 amino acids. The transcript has 3 exons.